Messenger RNA from Penaeus monodon (black tiger shrimp), 1947 nucleotides. Its product is annotated as probable kinetochore protein NUF2. Lineage: Eukaryota; Metazoa; Arthropoda; Malacostraca; Decapoda; Penaeidae. The coding region runs from base 123 to 1466 and encodes 447 amino acids. The record is from RefSeq and is a predicted model, not a curated record. The transcript is spliced from 10 exons. Gene Ontology annotation, cellular component: Ndc80 complex; kinetochore.
GUCACCUUAGUCUCUCGCUUGACCCCGAUGUCGAUUCAAAACAAACAAACGGCGUUCGAUUCGACUGAGCGCGACGCCCCUCCUGCGGUUUUAAUGCCACACAUUUUCCAGAAAUUUCCAAAAUGUGUGACCAGAUUUUCAACGAUGAGAUGCUUAUCAAUACUUUCAGUACAGUGUUUGAUAUGAAAGUCACUGUACAAGACAUGAAGCAGUUAAAGCCUGACUUUGUGCAGAAAAUCUACCUCCUCUUCAUUCGGGAUUUUGGAGCAGGUCUAGAGCAAAUCCAUCAGCUUCCAUUUGAUGUAAGCGAGUCUGUCCAGCAGUACCCAGACAUGUACCGGUCUAUCAUGAGGACGAUGGCCCUAGCUAAGGUCAUCAACCUGUUUCUCAAGAUCAUGUACAAUGAUGACUCCUUCAUGUCAGCAGACCUGUUUGACCCAAAACCAAGAAGAACAAGAAGGUUUUUCUCACUGAUGAUGGAGUUUUAUUAUGCUGCAAAUGAAAGUACAGAGCAAUUGAAUGCCAUUGAAGAGCAAGUGGCAAUUAAGCGUGAAGCACGUGAAAAGCAGCAAGAAAACAUUGAGAAGAACAUAGCCAAGCUGAGGCAACUCAAGAUGGAGAACGCAGAAAAUCAGAUCCGGGAAGAGCAGGAGCUGAAACGCAUUGCAGAAGUGAAGGAGGAUUUGCAGAAAUACCAAGACACAAAGCUUAACCUGAAAUCUCAGCUUGAUGAAGUAAAGAUGAUCAUUGCAACUUUAGGAACAACCAUGAAAGAUGUUGAGCUGGAGAUAAUUGAGGGGAAAGAGAGGAUAGAGAAAUUAGCCAGCCAAGUUGUGCAGGCCAGUGAACGGCAGGAAAUAGAGGAGCGCGAGCGUAAGUUGGCCGUCUGCAGGAAUGAUAACGAGAAAAAGUCCCGCCGUUUGGCCGAAUUGAAGCAGUCGCUGCAGACCUUCACCUCUGCUCAUGAUUUGGUGAAGGAGCAGCUGCUAGGAGUUAUGCAGGAGAUCCAGCAGGGAGUUGCCAAGCAGAAGGAAUGUCUAGCAGGACUGAGUCAGAAGGACCGUUCUAAAGGCUUAGUGCUGGAAGAAACUGAAGACAUUUCCAUGAAAAUUCAACAGCUGAUGGAACAAUUAGCCUCCAAGCAAGAGAAGAUUUCACAGCUCCACUUGUCAUGGAAGCUGAAGAAGGAGAGCCUCCAACACGAAGUUAACCAGCGCAAGUCGACCUUAGAGGAGAUGCGACGCAAUCAAACCGAGGACGAGAUUGUUCUCCAGGACAUGGAAACCGAGCAUGCGGGGAUUAUCCACGAAACUCAGCAACUAAAGGAACAGCUUGCUGAUUUCAACCAUUUCAUUGCAUCACAUUACCAGAAUAUUUUGCAAGCUAUGGAGAAACACAACAAUGAGUUGCAGACAGUGCUGACUGACUUGACUGAGACAAUUUACCAAGCCAAGAGAAAUAAUUAAAGUGAAACUCUUCCUUUUCUGCAAAUGACUAAACACUCAGUUGUGUUGACAAAAUGACAGAAUGCCACAGUACACAAAAGGAGUUUUGAAAGAUAAGAAGGCAGUUUCAAAAGUCUCCUGAUUUUCAUCUUCUGAGCUAACCAGAGGGGGAAGUUUCAAUGAAUUUAUUUUGUGAAUGAUAGGUGUUGUCUGCUGUUCCUUCUCUUUGCUGUCUAAUACUCUAUUUUUCUCUAUACUUAAAACCAUUUGUAAGCAUUUUGUAUUUGAUUUUGAGGUAAUUAGUAUCAUAUAUUUUUAUUUUUUCAUCCCCUAAUCCUUUAUACCCUGUGUGUAUCUGUGAGAAAAACUUUCUUGUGUUUGUACAUAAAUAUUCUUUUUUUUCUCUCUCUCUUUCUAUUAACUCAUAUAUACCAGAGUGAUUGUAUGAAUGAAGGAUUCUUUUCUGUAUAUACUGUACUUAUGAAUAAAGAAUAGUAUAUUU